AUGCGCGUCGAGUAUAUGAAGGUCCUGGCCCGCAGAUUCGACUUUUGUUUCACUCAACUUGCCAACAUGCUCUGGGCCAUCACCCUCAGUGUUGUUCUCAUGGAUCUUCGAGUGACGAUGGUGCUUGUUUACUCGUUAUAUUUCACCAACUCGCUGUUCCAAGAAGCGAAUCUUCGGCACUCAACUUUCAUGACGUUAGUGGCGCUGGGUGAAUUAGCAUUUUGCUUGUUGUUAAUGGUAUGGCUAUCUCUGGGACUUAUUGACGACGUUCAUCAUCACGUUUUGCUCGUUGCGAGUGGUCGUACACUUUCGACGAAGGAUGUGCUCGUCAAUGCACUUGACACAAUGGCAAUGUUGUCGCUGCGACAUACGUAUCGAAGGUAUAUCCAUUCUGUACACCAGAAGAAUAACCCAGGGGCCUCCAUGCGAGCGCAAGGCAAGACCAAGGUCUUGCGCCCGUUAUUGCAAAUGUAUCUCAUCUCGGGAUACGCAGACAUUGACCCACUCAAGACAAUCUGGCCACGUUUUGGAGCGAUCACACACGUGUCAACAUGGAAAAGUAUAGUGCUAUACUCGUGCGGGGUUAUCGGUGCUGGAUUCGCUGCUCUCUCGCUCUUUUUGCCGAGUAAUUCGAGUGGAACUGCAGCACUUGCUGUAUCCGGACUCGUGAUGAGUUCUCUAUUCAGUGGAGCUCACUUGUGCUGCUCCCAACGCCACCUCCUUAAGAGCAUCGUAACGUCAUUCAACUACCUCUUCUUGAUGUUCCAGGUUGUUGCAACCGGUGUGUGCGUCGUCGACAUGCUCACUUGGCACUGGGUUUCUGCCUGUGGGGUGCUUUCCAGUUGGGUGCUGGCGCAUACCGUGCUAACGGCGGAUGCGCUCACGCCGAUUAUGAAACACCGGCUUCGGUUCAAGUACUGGCUGGUAAUUGGAGGCAUAGUUCUCUUCUGGCUUAUUCAUGCUGGACUACUUCUGGAUGUGCUGGUACUGGGAAAUUUGAACUUGCAGGACCGAGUCUUCUUGGAUUUUAUUGUUCUCGGCCAACACUGUCAAUUUCGCGUGGCUCCAUUUCUGCUCAGUCGAGUCGUCACUCUGCUCGUGUGGGCGGCGCGCUACGUGGUCGCGGCACUGACCGGCAAUAAUAAUGCGCUUGUUUUACUUCGUGGAACGGUGGCAUUCGAUUAUGAAAGCUGGAAAAAGGAAGCAGCGAACCGUACUUCUAUCAUCUCAAGAACUCCUUCGACGUUCGUUCGUAGAGUUAUCUUCGUGCUGAACCAGAUUCGGGAGGGAAUAAUGACGUCGAAGCUUGAGUUGGAGGAAGUGCUCGCGUGGCUGGACGAGUCUCCAGAGCUGUAG
Phytophthora sojae is the source of this 1356-nucleotide messenger RNA. RefSeq lists its product as hypothetical. The record is from RefSeq and is a predicted model, not a curated record. Bases 1 to 1356 code for a protein of 451 amino acids. The transcript has 2 exons. NCBI's taxonomy places the organism in Eukaryota, Oomycota, Peronosporomycetes, Peronosporales, Peronosporaceae.